This is a messenger RNA of Culex pipiens pallens (northern house mosquito), 2409 nucleotides long. RefSeq lists its product as uncharacterized. The coding region runs from base 110 to 580 and encodes 156 amino acids. The record is from RefSeq and is a predicted model, not a curated record. The transcript has 2 exons. NCBI's taxonomy places the organism in Eukaryota, Metazoa, Arthropoda, Insecta, Diptera, Culicidae.
UCCGUGUACGCACGAGAGCAAGCAGCAGUCAAGUGCUCAGUGCUCUAUCGUUUUUUCGAAAUUUUCCGCCGUAGUCUACCGUGAUUACCCGCGAGUUUGCUCCUGCAGCAUGCCAAAGGCCGGCCGUGGCCGUGGCAGUUCGAGUGCGGCCUCGAAAAACCCGCGAAGUUCGUCUACCGGCCGUGUGCAAAAAGGUAAACAAACCAACGCCGUGUCGACCGCCAUCGCGCAGGGGAGCGUGAGCGCAGAAGGAAUCGACAAAAAGUUACUACACCCCGGAUAUGUUCCAAGAUCACCAGUGCGAACCCGUUCGGGUACUUCCGGAGCCACGACCAACACGUCAACAUCCGCCAACAUUCCCAUCAGGAACGAGUUCCAGAUGCUGAGCGACGACGAAGAAAACCACAACAACACCGACGGUAGCAGCACUACCGACGACGACGAAUACGAUGGACGUGCACGGAAGAAAGUGUCGACGUCAAAAACGAACAAUUCUCCAAAGGAACGUAGACCACCUCCAAUAUAUGUUUUGGACACGUUGACGGACGAUAUUGACGAGUUGCUGGAAGGCCUCGGAUAGUGUCUGAAAAUCGGUAAGUCGUCAGUGCAAGUCUACACAUUUGACAGCAAGAACUUCGACCUGGUUGUGGAGAAAUUGAAGAGUAAAAACUUCAAGUUCUACACAUUCGACCCCGUGCAGAAGACUGCCGUGAAGGUCGUCUUGGGUACCAAGACCGCCCGAUCUCCGACCUAAAGAAGGACCUCUCGGGUGCUGGAAUUACGCCGCGUGACAUAAAAGUCCUCUCGCGGAAGACAACGGUCACAGGUACACACACACUGUACCUGUUGUACUUCGACCGCGGCACCGUCAAAAUUCAAGACCUGCGGAAAACUAAGGCGUUGGACGGUUUUUGGGUAAACUGGCGGUUUUACUCAAAGAACCCGACGGACGCAGCGCAAUGCCACCGUUGCCAGAAAUUUGGCCACGGCUCGCGGAACUGCAACCUCCCGCCCCGCUACGUGAAGUGCGGUGAAACACACCUCUCGGAGGCGUGCGCACUGCCGUGCAAGGCGGACUUGGGGGACAAGGCAGAGCAAACCAAGGCGCGCAUCAAGUGCGCCAACUGUGGAGGUAACCAUACCAGCAACUACCGUGGAUGCAGCGCACGGAAAAACUACCUCGAGGAGCAGGAAAAGAGGAAAAAGAAAGCAGCACCCAAGUAGCAUUUGGCAACAUGAUAAAUUUGACUAAGUCCAGUUUUUGUUUUGUUUUGCUGUAGAAACAUAAAAAUGACAUUUUAGCAACAAUACGUUGCAAUGUUACAAACGUUUCGAAUUGAAAACAACUUUGCAACAAUCCAUUUCGUUUUGUAAUCGAAACAUAUUGAAAACUUAUUGGUUCCAUUGUUGCAACAUGUGACUUAGCCCGAUUUGUGUGCUAAGAAUAAUAUUGAAAUCAAAAAUCCUUAGAUACAGUUCAGCCCAACCAUUUGCCCUUUCAUCAAUUCAUCCGUGGCUCAGUGGUAGAGGCAAGGUGUGUAGAUCUGAAGGUACCAGUCCAGAAUCCCGACAGGGGUACUUUAGUUUUUUUGUUCAAAUAGAUUUUUUUUUUGUUUCGCGCAAAUUAAACGACAACAUAAUGGCAACAUCAUGACAACACAACAAACUACUUUACCGACAUAUUUAGACAAACAAAUUGUUUCUGAAACUUCGUCGUAACAAAGUUGAAACAAACGGCUAAAUGUUGCCAACACAAAAUUUUCGUGCGCUUUUAGGGCACCACGAGUGUUCUAACUAUGUUGUGAUAGCACAUUUUGGGAGUUACGAAAUAGUUGCAUUUAAGGAUCCGCAACAAAAAAUGUUACUUGGGCAGCAUCCCACCCUCCUCAGCGAAGUACGAGCGUAACCGUGCCAGCUGCUGGUCAUCGUACGGUUCCAGCGGACAACCCAGCGUUCCCUCCUGGAUGGGGUCGAUCGUUCGCCAGCGUGGUCGCUGCCGGUAGCGGCAAUGCGGCCCAGCAAGAAGUCACCGGGGAAGAUCUCUUUACCCUGCCGGAGUUCUUUGCUCUCGCGGGGGAGAUGAUGACGCGGUUCCGGACCUGCCGUAACAAAGCGGAGCAAUUCCUGGCCCUUGGGGAGCUGAUGAUCAAGCACAUCUAUAAUUGAUUAAAUUUUGCUGUGAUCUAGUUGUAAGCUGUUUCUAUUCCUAUUCCCUAUCAUUAGCAAUUGCGUAAGUUUUUUGAAAACUUUUUCCUACUCUUGUUUGUGCAUUUAAUUAACAGUGAUAAUUGCUCUAAAACGAAUUAAGACGUAACACACAGCUGAAAUGAACACAAAAACUCUGUUAGGUUCAUAAUAUGUACAAAUUGUAAUUUGAUUAUUCACAAAUAAAACCGAAUUGAAUUGAAA